AUGUCAGUCGAAUACAAAUUUCAUCCUAAUAAAAAAGCUACAAUAAUCACUGCCCCAUUUUCUGGAGGUCAACCAAAAGGGGGCGUUGAAUUAGGUCCCGAGUACAUAUUGAACGCAGGAUUCCAAAAACAAAUUGAUUCCCUUGGAUGGGCUACUAAGGUCGUCAACCCACUUGCUGAUGUAUCCCUUGAAGAAAAGAAAUCUAAUAUCAAAGAUGAAUACGGUGUCAAGAAUGCUGCCAUUGUUAGUAAAUGCUGUCAAUUAAUAUUUGAAGCCAGUAAGCAGAGUUUAAGUGAAGGGAGAUUACCUUUGGUUAUUGGUGGAGACCAUUCAAUUGGUACUGCUACUGUUGGUGCCAGUCUAGCUCAUAACCCAGAUACUUGUGUUGUGUGGGUAGAUGCUCACGCUGAUAUAAACAGUCCCAAGACCACCGACUCGGGUAACUUGCAUGGAUGUCCAUUGAGUUUCCUAAUGGGUGUUGAUGAUGACUCAUAUCCACCUGAGUACAAAUGGGUACCUCGAUUGCUAAAGUCAAACAAGUUGGUUUAUAUUGGAUUAAGAGAUGUUGAUGAAGGUGAGAAAAAGAUUUUGCGUGAACAUAAUAUCGCUGCGUAUUCAAUGUACCAUAUUGAUAAAUAUGGGAUUGGUAAAGUGGUUGAUAUGGCAUUGGAUAAAGUCAACCCCAACCGUGAUUGCCCUGUCCAUUUAUCUUAUGAUGUAGAUGCCAUUGAUCCUUCUUUUGUACCAGCUACCGGUACAAGAGUCGAAGGUGGUUUAAGUUUAAGAGAAGGAUUAUUUGUCGCUGAAGAAAUCGCUCAACUGGGUUUGUUGCAAAGUAUGGAUAUUGUUGAAACUAAUCCAAUGUUGGCUGAAACUGAGGAACACGUUUUGGAUACCGUUAGUGCUGCUUGUGCCAUUGGUAGAUGUGCUUUGGGCCAGACGUUAUUGUAA
Molecule: messenger RNA, 951 nt
Organism: Lodderomyces margitis
Lineage: Eukaryota; Fungi; Ascomycota; Pichiomycetes; Serinales; Debaryomycetaceae
Gene: CAR1
Product: arginase
Exons: 1
Coding region: 1-951 (316 amino acids)
Cellular component (GO): cytosol; cytoplasm; nucleus
Molecular function (GO): arginase activity; manganese ion binding
Source: RefSeq, a predicted model, not a curated record